AGUAGUGGGACUCCGGAGGAGAGAGAGAAGGAGAGAGGGAAAGAGAGAGAAAGAACUUCGUGCUUUACAUUACACACAGACACGGGAUAAAGGACGACUGCGUGGACAGUUGUUAUAUACAUUUUGUGCCUUUUAAUUUGUAAAUCAACGUUUACACGUGCGUUUACGGUUGUAGUGGAUGUAAAGGGAUUAGAAUAGAAUCGGGGGAAUGUAUCCUGCUCGGGCAACAGUGACCGACCGUCUUCCGAGAUGUCAACUCAACAUUCUCCGGGCCAUCAUGCUACUCCAGGCCGUUCUAGAGAUGACUGCGACCAGGUUUGAAGACCCUAGUGUGAUGGGCGCUUCCACUUGGAACAGCUCAGACCUGUUUCUUCGUCUGGAGGCUCCGAUGAACAACAUCACCACGUCUCUGGGCCAGACGGCGGAGCUGCUGUGCCGUGUGUCCGGUAACCCCCUUCCCACGGUGCGCUGGCUGAAGAACGACGCUCCCGUGGUCCAAGAGCCUCGCCGGAUCUCCUACCGGCCCACGACCUACGGAUCGCGCCUCCGCAUCCGUAACUUGGACACCACAGACACAGGCUAUUUCCAGUGUGUGGCCACCAACAGCUACGGCACCGUCUCCACCACCGGAGUACUCUUCGUCAAGUUUGAUCCACUCCUAACCCCUCUGCCAGGAAGACCCUCUGCGGAUGAUUUUGAUGAAGAGGGGUUUUGCCAGCCGUACAGGGGCGUAGCUUGUUCUCGCUUCAUAGGGAACCGCAGCAUCUUCGUCGACUCCCUGCAGAUGCAGGGCGAGAUCGAGACCCAGAUCACAGCCGCCUUCACUAUGAUCGGAACGUCCAGCCACCUGUCGGACCGCUGCUCCCAGUUCGCCAUCCCGUCACUGUGUCACUUUGCCUUCCCGACAUGUGACCGCAGCUCUGGGACAGACAAGCCCAGGGACCUGUGUAAGGAUGAAUGCGAGAUCCUGGAGAAUGACCUGUGUAAGACCGAGUACAUCAUCGCCCGUUCCAACCCCAUCAUCCUGAAGAGACUGAAGCUGCCGAACUGUGAGGACCUGGCAGCACACGACAGCCCAGAGGCUGCGAUCUGUAUGAGGAUAGGAAUCCCCAUGGCCGAGCCCAUCAACAAGAACCACAAGUGUUUCAACGUCAGUGGUUCAGCCUACCGUGGGACGGUCAGUAAGACCAAGUCGGGUCGUCAAUGCCAGCCCUGGAACUCUCAGUACCCUCACAGCCACACCUACCUGGCGUUGCGCUACCCAGAGCUCAGCGGAGGCCACUCUUACUGCCGUAACCCCGGCAACACGCAGGAGGGACCAUGGUGUUUCACCCUGGACGAGGGAGUCCGUAUGGAGCUGUGCGACAUCCCCGUCUGCGAUUAUAAGGAGAACCGUGGGGGCAGUAACAUGGAGAUUCUUUACAUCCUGGUCCCGAGCGUAGCCAUCCCUCUGGCCAUCGCCCUCUUCUUCUUCAUCUGUGUGUGUCGUAACAACCAGAAGGCUGCCCGACCCCCGGCGCCCAGACAGCCCAAACCUGUCAGAGGACAGAAUGUAGAGAUGUCCAUGCUCACCAACUACAAACCCAAGAGUAAGGCCAAGGAGCUCCCCCUCUCUGCAGUGCGGUUCAUGGAGGAGCUAGGUGAAUGUGCAUUCGGUAAGAUCUACAAGGGCCACCUGUACCUGCCUGGUAUGGAGCAAGCCCAGCUGGUUGCCAUCAAGACCCUGAAGGACUACUCCAGCCCUGGCCAGUGGGGUGAAUUCCAACAGGAGGCGUCGGUCAUGGCUGAGCUUCACCAUCCCAACGUGGUGUGUCUGCUGGGUGUAGUGACCCAGGAACAGCCUGUCUGCAUGCUGUUUGAGUUCCUGAACCAAGGGGACCUCCAUGAGUUCCUCAUCAUGCGCUCUCCUCACUCUGACGUGGGCUGUAGUAGCGACGAGGACGGGACCGUCAAGUCCAGCCUGGACCACGGGGACUUCCUGCACCUGGCCUUACAGGUGGCUGCUGGGAUGGAGUACCUGGCCAGUCACUUCUUCGUCCAUAAGGACCUAGCAGCCCGUAACAUCCUGGUGGGAGAACAGCUCCACGUCAAGAUAUCUGACCUGGGCCUGUCCAGAGAGAUCUACACCUCAGACUACUACAGGGUCCAGCCCAAGGCUUUACUCCCUAUCCGCUGGAUGCCUCCAGAGUCCAUUGCCUAUGGGAAGUUCACGUCGGAGUCAGACAUCUGGGCGUUUGGUGUGGUGCUUUGGGAGAUCUUCAGCUACGGCCUGCAGCCCUACUACGGCUUCAGUAACCAGGAGGUCAUGGAGAUGGUGAGGAAACGUCAGCUGCUGCCCUGCCCAGAGGACUGCCCCCCCAGGGUCUUCGGCCUGAUGACAGAGUGCUGGCAGGAGGGCCCGACGAGAAGACCACGUUUCAAAGAUAUCCAUGGCCGUCUGAGGGCCUGGGAGGGGCUGUCAUCCCCCGCUAGUUCUAGUACUCCAUCAGGAGGUGGGGGCAAUGCCACAACUCAGACCACCUCGUUAAGCGCCAGUCCGGUCAGUAAUCUCAGCAACCCGCGCUAUGCCGCCGCUGCAGGUUACCUCUACCCGGCCCAGGGGAUGCCUGCGCAAGGUCAUCCAGGCCACCAGAUGGCAGGCUGGACCCCUAUGACCCAUGGGGCGCCCAUGGCCCAGAACCAACACCAACGCUUCAUCCCUGUCAACGGGUACCCCAUCCCCCCAGGCUACGCUGCCUUCCCUGCGGCCCACUUUCAGGCCCAGGGCCCCCCCAGGGUGGUGCAGCACCUCCCCCCGCCCAAGAGCAGAUCUCCCAGCAGCGCUAGCGGCUCCACCAGCACCGGUCACGUGACAAGCGUGCCCUCCACGGGGUCCAAUCAGGAUGCGAACACGCCUCUGCUGUCACACUGCGUGGCAAUAUCCACCCUGCCAGGGGGCGGGACCAUGCAGGUGUACGGACACAUGUCCCAGAAGGCUUUGCAACAGAUGGACCCCUCACAGACGUCCGCGCUGCUGGCCGACGCCAACAGACUCAUGUAUAGUGAAUCGGUCAUCACUGCAGACCUGUAAAUACACUGCAUACCUGUACUAUAUAUCACCUGGUUGAUUUGAUGGUUUUUGUUUCGUUUUUUUUGUAAGAAAGUUAUUAUAAUAAUUGUUUCAACUUUCUACUUGUAAAUACAUGCACGUAAAUCCUGAAUGAACGAGAUGCAAAGAUUUAUAUUCAAAAGAACAUCAAGCGUGUCCUGCCCCCUACUCUGAAACUCAAACUGCCUUGAUAGACUUUUUUUAAGUGAUGCUACUCCGUUUGCCUGCCUGGACACUGGGAUUUCUAAGCUCAGAGUAGGUCAACAAUAACACACCUGUCAAUAUAUAAUGACUCUAUCACUCGGACAUCAUUGUGAAUAACCUCCCAUUGACGUCAAUAAAUCUUCCUAGUCUCCCGUUGACGUCAGAAUGAUUUCGGCGGAAGUCCGAGCUGCACGGAGCCCUUCUGGUAGCUACAAUAUGUACUGUUUGUGUUGUUGCUUGGACUGGAGGGGCCCCGUACUGAAGCAGCGGGAGUCCCCGGUUGUGUCGUCAGUUGGGCUUUAUAUUCAGUUGAGCCUGUGUCAGCACAUCUGCCUGGCUGGCAUCCCUACAGUGCACCUCUCUUCUCCAGGAGGCUAAGCCCCCCUCUAGGGAUAUGUGAACUUCAAAGACUUCUGAUUUGACUUCAAAGCGGCCUGUGGAGAAGAGACGAGGCCCUGCCUACGCAACGCUAUGCAAUGACAUAGCACUUAUACCCUCUGCUUCACUCUCCACAGCUAUGUGCCUCCACAGAUGUGUGCCUCUACAGCUAUGUGCCUCCACAGAUGUGUGCCUCUACAGCUGUGUGCCUCCACAGAUGUGUGCCUCUACAGCUGUGUGCCUCCACAGAUGUGUGCCUCUACAGCUAUGUGCCUCCACAGAUGUGUGCCUCUACAGCUAUGUGCCUCUACAGCUGUGUGCCUCCACAGAUGUGUGCCUCUACAGCUAUGUGCCUCCACAGAUGUGUGCCUCUACAGCUAUGUGCCUCUACAGCUGUGUGCCUCCACAGAUGUGUGCCUCUACAGCUAUGUGCCUCCACAGAUGUGUGCCUCUACAGCUGUGUGUCUCCACAGAUGUGUGCCUCUACAGCUGUGUGCCUCCACAGAUGUGUGCCUCUACAGCUAUGUGCCUCCACUAGACACUCUCUCGUUCUCAAUACAGGGUUCUGUCAACUCGUAUGCAAUGAUAUACUGUAGCUACUAGGAACAAAUCAGAACAGUGUUUAAACCAGCCGUACUUCUCUCGCCAGUCUGUGCCCAUGUCUGUCCUCCUCUUUCUUAUCAUCUCAUAUCUAGUACAUUCAGCUAUGCAAUAUGGCUCUUACAUUGGCUAUGCAGACUUUGAUGGAUAAUCGUAUUGUCUAUUGAUGAUAAAUAGAAGUGGGACUAACAAAUGUAUGCCGAUCAUUACAACUUCUUUGUCAAAACGAUCCACGAUAUAAAAAAGUAUGUUCUACUAUAGACUGAAUGAAUGAUAUAAGGCUUUUGAUAAAAGACAGGGGGGUGAAUGAGAAAUCCUUCCACAUUUUAGCACACAGCUCACAGAAGCAGCUACAAUACAGUAUAUUUCACCUCAGUUGAAUGUGUUUGUUGCUAUGCAACUGUUUAGUUAAAAAGACGCACCCUUUGCCCGUACAGAAAGAGGACAAUCGUCGGUUUACCCUUGGUAGCACUUGCCUUCCAUGUUAACUUUGGUAUAAUACACAACUCUGUAAUGUUAAGUGCAUCCUUAUCUUUUAUCAAGGUACAAAGUCUACUAUCCUGACAUUUUCUGUGAUGUGUCAAUUAGUCCGAUACUGUCGAGAGGUACAAACCUGCUCUUUUGAUGAAGGUUUUUGUUCGUUUAAAUUCCACAUAUCUUACAUUUUUUUCUAAAAACAGGUUUACCUUCCUAGGUAUCUGGAGUUUUAUACAGGUAUCUUUUGAUAAAUGUAUAUCAAUUUAAGUGCAUAUAUACCAGUUCAAAACCACUUAAACACAAGACUGUGAAUCUUGGGACUGGCUAUUUUGUGUAGUUUAAAAAAUAAUAAUGUUAGAUCAGUUUCUUUUCAUAAAACAGUCUUAAGACAGUCUUUUCAUAAAACUUGUUUAGAUUGCAGUAUUACAGUGUAUUCAUAAGAAAGGUUUACAUGCAGAAUAUUCUAUUGACCAAGAGGCCUUGUCUUUGUAUUUGUCAGAAGAUAUUUGCACAGAAGUUUUGUAUGGCAAAAUAUGAUUAAAUAAUUCAAUGUUUUUGUCA
Messenger RNA from Oncorhynchus kisutch (coho salmon), 5308 nucleotides. RefSeq names its product inactive tyrosine-protein kinase transmembrane receptor ROR1. Bases 209 to 3070 code for a protein of 953 amino acids. Gene Ontology annotation, molecular function: ATP binding; protein kinase activity; Wnt-protein binding. Gene Ontology annotation, cellular component: signaling receptor complex; plasma membrane. Gene Ontology annotation, biological process: positive regulation of kinase activity; cell surface receptor protein tyrosine kinase signaling pathway; multicellular organism development. Lineage: Eukaryota; Metazoa; Chordata; Actinopteri; Salmoniformes; Salmonidae. The transcript has 13 exons. The record is from RefSeq and is a predicted model, not a curated record.